AAUAAUGGCUGUCCAUCCUCAUCGUCUGGUGUUAAUGUUUCACAUCAUUCUCUUACUCUGGCAAAUCAAAGCAUCACAAAAUUUAUGUCCAAAUAGCUGUGGCAAUGUCAAACUAUCAUACCCUUUCGGAAUCGGUGAAGGCUGCUACUUGGAUAAGUGGUUUGAAGUAACUUGCGACAGCUCUUCUGGCUCUCCAAGAGCUUUCCUAAACAGCGUCCAUCUAGAAUUAAACGAAACUGGCCAUCCUUAUUCUUCUCUUAUCGUCAACUUCCCCCGCAAUUCAAGCAUCAACCUGUCUGCAAGCCCGUUUUCCUUUUCGAAUACAGACAAUGUAUUCACUGCCAUUGGUUGCGAAAACUACCUCAAUCUCAGUCAGAAAGAUUCAAUCCUGAGUCGCUGCCACUCUUUUUGUACUUGGGAUCCUACGCAAAAUGAUGGCUGCGGUGAUUUCCUAUGCAACCUUACUCGAAACCGUAAGGUUGACAAUUUAAACAUAUCAGAAAUUUAUUCUGAAAGUUUUCCCAGGGAAUGCAGUUCUGCCUUCGUAGUUCAUAAAGCUUGGCUUGAGUCAAACUACCUAAAAAAUCCUUAUGUUUUGAAAGAUAAAGAAGUCGUUCCAGCUAUUCUGGAAUGGGGAAAAUAUGGAGGUUAUUGUGUGGACCUAUAUAAGUCAAACACAACAAAAUGCAACAAAGAUGAUUACUGCGUCAUAAAACUAAACUCAGACUGUUCUUGUCUUUGCGACAAUAAAAAAUCUGACAGCUAUAUAGGAUGUAAAGGCCGCUUGCUUUGUGUUUCGAAGAACGAUAGCUAUCGCCCCGAAUGUCCUUAUGAUUAUGAACCUUAUCAAAGUGAAGAUGGAGAAACAUGGUGCAUUCCUUCACGAAGUUCUGAUGAUAUAUUUAUUAAAAAAACUCCAGUCAAAUAUAUAUUUGGCAUAGGUUUCAGUGCUGGGCUUGGAAUGGUCUUACUUAUCAUUGUAACAUGGUGGUUGUACAAGUUCAUACAAAAACGGAAAGCAAUCAAACUGAAGCAGAAGUUAUUUACAAGAAAUGGUGGGAACGUUGAGAAAACAAAAUUGUUUACCUCGAAGGAAUUGGAAAAAGCCACAAACAAUUAUCAUGCCAAUCGAGUUCUUGGUGAAGGUGGUCAAGGCACUGUGUAUAAAGGGAUGUCAGAAGGAAGAAUUAUAGCUAUUAAGAAGUCCAAGAUAGUGGAUGAAAGUAAAAUUGAAGAAUUCAUUAAUGAGGUUAUAUUACUAUCACAGAUUAGUCACAGAAAUAUAGUUCAACUAGUAGGGUGUUGCUUGGAGACAGAAGUGCCUCUUUUAGUCUAUGAGUUCGUUUCUAAUGGAAAUCUCUUUCAACAUUUACAUGACCAAAAUGAGGAGUUUCCAUUCACAUGGGAACUACGAUUACGGGUUGCUUUUGAAGUUUCAAGUGUGUUAACCUAUUUGCAUUCAACUGCUUCUAUACCUAUAUAUCAUCGAGAUAUUAAGUCCACAAACAUACUUUUGGAUGAAAAAUUUCAAGUAAAAUUGUCGGAUUUUGGAACUUCAAGAUCUAUUGCAGUUGAUCAAACUCAUUUGACCACUCAAGUAAAAGGAACCUUUGGGUAUCUUGAUCCAGAAUAUUUCUGGUCAAGUCAGUUUACUGAGAAAAGUGAUGUUUAUAGUUUUGGAGUAGUUCUUGCCGAACUUUUAACUGGACAAAAGCCAAUUCGUUCAACUGAUAUUGAGGAAGAUAGAAGUCUUUCUGCAUAUUUUCUACGUGCCAUGAAAGAGAAUCGUCUAUUUGAAAUUCUUGAUGCUCGAGUUAUGAAAGAAGGUAAAAAAGAAGAGAUCGCAACAAUUGCCAAUCUUACAAGAAAAUGUUUGGACUUAAAUGGGAAAAAUAGGCCUACAAUGCGAGAGGUAGCAAUCGAAUUGGGUGGGAUCAGAGCUUCAAGAUGCGCUUCAAGAAUGCACCAUAUCAAUAUUGAAGAGACUAAUUUUGUUCAUGGUGAUUUAACUCCUUCCUUUGAGAAUAGUUAAUCCUUUACUAGAUAGUUUAUUGAUGCUAUCACUUUCUCAAUAGACGUGUACCAUUUCAUUUCACAUAAUAAAGGAUUUACGAAGUUUUCAUUCUUGUAAAAUUAUGAGACUUUUCUUUAUAUUU
Molecule: messenger RNA, 2156 nt
Organism: Pistacia vera
Lineage: Eukaryota; Viridiplantae; Streptophyta; Magnoliopsida; Sapindales; Anacardiaceae
Product: wall-associated receptor kinase-like 9
Exons: 3
Coding region: 5-2032 (675 amino acids)
Biological process (GO): cell surface receptor signaling pathway; protein phosphorylation
Cellular component (GO): plasma membrane
Molecular function (GO): polysaccharide binding; protein serine/threonine kinase activity; ATP binding
Source: RefSeq, a predicted model, not a curated record